Tupaia belangeri chinensis (Chinese tree shrew) is the source of this 2619-nucleotide messenger RNA. RefSeq names its product adhesion molecule with Ig like domain 2 (gene AMIGO2). The record is from RefSeq and is a predicted model, not a curated record. The transcript has 2 exons. Gene Ontology annotation, biological process: brain development. Gene Ontology annotation, cellular component: membrane. NCBI's taxonomy places the organism in Eukaryota, Metazoa, Chordata, Mammalia, Scandentia, Tupaiidae. Bases 161 to 1723 code for a protein of 520 amino acids. Gene Ontology annotation, molecular function: protein binding.
AGGUGAAGGAGAGACACCCAUAUAGACAGACGCGCAGACCAUCGGAAGAUACAGCCUUGGCUGCCUAUCCCCGGAGCCCCUGAGGCUUCCCAGCUGCGUUCACUGGUGGGAGGCUGAGCUGGUGGAAAAGGCGCUGGGAAGAGACUCAGAGGCGACCAUAAUGUCUUUACGUUUACUCACACUGCCGACCCUGCCUGGAGUUGUCAGACCGGGCUGCAGGGAACUGCUGUGUCUGUUGGUGAUCACGGUGACCGUGAGCCGGGGCAACUCAGGGGUGUGCCCCACCGCUUGCAUCUGUGCCACUGACAUCGUCAGCUGCACCAACAAAAACCUGUCCAAGGUGCCUGGGAACCUUUUCAGACUGAUUAAGAGACUGGAUCUGAGUUAUAAUAGAAUCGGGCUUCUGGAUUCUGAGUGGAUUCCAGUAUCGUUUGUCAAGCUGAACACCCUAAUUAUUCGUCAUAACAACAUCACCAGCAUUUCCACAGGCAGUUUCUCCACAACUCCAAAUUUGAAGUGUCUUGACUUAUCCUCCAAUAAGCUAAAGACAGUGAAGAGUGCCGUCUUCCAAGAGUUGAAGGUUCUGGAAGUCCUCCUGCUUUACAACAAUCACAUUUCCUAUCUCGAUCCUUCAGCAUUUGGAGGGCUCUCUCACUUGCAGAAACUCUACUUAAGUGGAAACUUUCUCACGCAGUUUCCUAUGGAUCUGUAUUUUGGAAGGUUCAAACUGGCAGAACUGAUGUUUUUAGAUGUUUCUUACAACCGGAUCACUUCCCUGCCAAUCCACCAUAUAAAUUUAGUGCCAGGAAAACAGCUGAGAGGCAUCUACCUUCAUGGAAACCCAUUUGUCUGUGACUGUUCCCUGUACUCAUUGCUGAUCUUUUGGUAUCGUAGGCACUUUAGCUCAGUGAUGGAUUUUAAGAAUGAUUACACCUGUCACCUGUGGUCAGAGUCCAGACACUCCCAUCAGGUGCACCUGCUCCAAGAUAGCUUUAUGAAUUGCUCUGACAGCAUCAUCAAUGGCUCCUUCCGUGCCCUUGGCUUUAUUCAUGAGGCUCAGGUUGGGGAAAGGCUAAUGGUCCACUGUGACAGCAAGACUGAUAGUGCAAAUACUGAUUUCAUCUGGGUUGGUCCAGAUAACAGACUGCUAGAGCCAGAUAAAGAGAUGGAAAACUUUCAUGUGUUUCACAAUGGAAGUCUGGUUAUAGAAAGCCCUCAUUUUGAGGAUGCUGGAGUGUAUUCCUGUAUUGCAAUGAAUAGGCAACGCCUGUUAAAUGAAACAGUGGCUAUCACGAUAAAUGUGAGCAAUUUCACUGUAAAUAGACCCCAUGCUCAUGAGGCAUUUAACACAGCGUUUACCACUCUUGCUGCUUGUGUGGCCAGUAUUGUUUUGGUACUCUUGUACCUCUACUUGACACCAUGUCCCUGCAAGUGUAAAGCCAAGAGACAGAAAAAUAUGCUAAACCAAAGCAAUGCCCAGUCUGUUCUCAGUCCUGGCCCUACUAGUGACGCCUUGGCUGAUGAAAGGAAGGGGGGUGUGGGUAAGAGAGUGGUGUUCUUGGAACCCCUGAAGGAUACUGCAGCAGGGCAGAAUGGGAAAGUCAGGCUCUUCCCCAGCGAGACAGUCAUAGCCGAGGGCAUCUUAAAGUCUGCACGGGUGAAAUCCGACUCAGAUUCGGUCAACUCAGUGUUUUCAGACACACCCUUUGUGGCGUCCACUUAAUUAUGUGCCUGUAUUUGUAUAACGUCCUGAUUUAAUCUUUCCGUAUUUCACUUUGCGUGUGGUCCGCAAAAUAAACAGCAGGACAAAAACUGUGUUGAUUUAUUUUUUGAGAUACAACCAAAUGGCCUUCUUAAAAUUGUUAAUAGGAAAAUGAGGUCAAGCCCUUUGGUUCCUCAGUGUGCCAGAGAAAGAUGGGGUUGUUUUCCAAAGUCUAGUAAGCUGCAGUAACAGUAUCUUAGUCUUGAGCACCAUUGAUCAUUUCACAGCUGGUCCGGAGGGGAUAUGACUGACAUUGUCCCUUUAUUGAGAAUUCUUAAAAGAAAAAUAAAAAGUCAUAUAUUAGUACUAGUUAAAAAUAGACUUAGCUAACUUAUUAGGACCAAAGUUGAAUCUUUAAAGAAAAGCAUUUGUAUCCUUUUUGUAAAAAACAAAGAUACAGAAAGAAGGAAGAACCAGCAGUGAUUGUAAAGCACAAAAUAAAGUUAUGUUUGAGAACUAUUCAGCCAAAAUCAUGAUUUCAGAAUGAACAGACUACACUGCGGAAACUAAGUGGAGGAUGCCAUGGCCUACCUGGUGUUAGAUUAAUAGUCCAAGAAAGGUACAUUUGUUUGGCUGUCUUCUUUCCAUGCUGUACACUCUUUUCAUGCUGUAUUCUUAUACAAAAGAUCUCACUGAAAGUUCAAAGUCAUCGUUGUUUGUUGUCAUAAAUAUGUAGCUGUCAAGACCAAAAUGUCUGAGUAACCUCUUAAACCUUUCUUCUAGCACAUUACUGUUUGUUCAUCUUCUUGUGUAUGUGUAAAUCUUAAAUUAUGUAAACUAUUAAAUAUUGUGCUGUGUGCAUUUGAAUUAAUGUAAAUAUAUGUAUUCUGUGACCUGAUGUUUUGUUUUAUUUGGCU